Pterocles gutturalis (yellow-throated sandgrouse) is the source of this 1176-nucleotide messenger RNA. RefSeq names its product transmembrane emp24 protein transport domain containing 8 (gene TMED8). The record is from RefSeq and is a predicted model, not a curated record. Lineage: Eukaryota; Metazoa; Chordata; Aves; Pterocliformes; Pteroclidae. The coding region runs from base 26 to 784 and encodes 252 amino acids. The transcript has 4 exons.
GAUUGGAUCUCUCGUGAGUGCGGCCAUGACAGGAGAUUCAAAGGAGGAAGCUGAUACUUUGGGGGACCACAAAGUGGCUGAACUAGAAGAGAAGCUGCCUGACCAAAUCCAGUCCCUCAAAGAGGAAGCUGCUGUUCGGAUAAGCAACUACCAUGUACCUCAAGGAGCAGGGGAUAUAGUCAUGAUCCAGUCAGACCACACUGGUGCUGUGGAUAUUCUUUCAGCUGAGCUGGAGACUGCAGACCUCCUUGGGGAGCAGAGGAAAGUUCAGCCUCCCCCUCUGGCUCCACCCACCAUGUGGACCACUGAGAAGACAAAGGAAUUCAAAGCCAAGAUGGGAAAGGAGAAGAACGGCCGGAUGGUGGUGAAGCGAGGCGAGGUGGUGACAGUCCGCGUGCCAACCCAUCCUGAUGGGAAAUGCAUUUGCUGGGAGUUUGCUACAGAUGACUAUGACAUUGGGUUUGGAGUCUAUUUUGACUGGACCACGAUUACUAGCACUGCCAUUACUGUUCAGGUCAGUGAAUCCAGUGAUGAGGAGGAUGAAGAGGAAGAGGAGGAAAUUGAAGGACUUUCUCCUGUUGGUGACGUGGAAAGGGGCUCCAAAAGCUAUCUGCGGAACCGCUAUGGAGAGAUCAUGCCUGUAUAUCGGAGGAACAGCCAUCGGGAGGUGCAGGCAGGCAGCCACGAGUACCCAGGCGAGGGCAUCUACCUGCUGAAAUUUGAUAACUCAUACUCUCUCCUCCGCAAUAAGACUCUGUUCUUUCAUGUCUAUUACACUAGCUGAAGAAAGGGGAAGGGGCAGGGAUGGCAGGCAGGUAAUGGUGAAUGUAGCAGGCUGCCACCCAGCCCUGGUACCGCCUGAUGGGCACUGCUGUGUGACAGAACCAAGGCAAAUUCUGCCGGCUCCUCUUCAGACACUAACUCGUUUCUCCCCACACCAUCCUUCCCUGCUGUCCCAGUGGAGAAAGGUAGUUGUGACUGCCUAGUUGUCCACAGGCAGCGGCUCUUUCUGUAAAACUUCGUGAGGUCUGCUCUGUGCAGGCAUGAAGCUGGGCCUUCAUGUCACAGCCAGUAAAUGCCAAAAGCCAGGUUCAGGUGGUUGUGGCUUCGAUCUGUUGUGCUGGUACGAAAUGAAGUGAAAAUAUUCUUGAUCUGUUACUAUUUUGUGAAUAACUU